UUGGCUGCUGCGUGACCGCGCCGUGCUCUGAUUGGUCCCGCGCGGAGCCGGGGGCGGUUUGAGCGGCAGCGCCCGGCGCGGCAGCGGCUCCCGGUCCGACACGAUGCUGCCCCUGUCCUUACUGAAGACGGCACAGAACCACCCCAUGCUGGUGGAGCUGAAGAACGGAGAGACCUACAACGGGCACCUGGUGAGCUGCGACAACUGGAUGAACAUCAACCUGCGGGAGGUUAUCUGCACAUCACGGGACGGGGACAAGUUCUGGCGGAUGCCCGAGUGCUACAUCCGCGGCAGCACCAUCAAAUACCUGCGGAUCCCCGACGAGAUCAUCGACAUGGUCAAGGAGGAGGUGGUGUCCAAGGGCAGGGGCCGUGGGGGAAUGCAGCAGCAGAAGCAGCAGAAGGGCCGUGGCGUGGGAGGAGCUGGACGAGGUGUGUUUGGUGGCCGUGGCCGAGGGAUCCCGGGCAGUGGAAGAGGCCAGCAGGAGAAGAAGCCAGGCAGGCAAUCAGCCAAGCAGUGAUGGCCAGGGACACUUUGGGUUUUGUCACCUCAGGGCUGCCACGUGUCCAAAAACGUUCCCUUUCCCACUCCUCCCUCCGAGCCAGAGCCCAAAUCAUGUUCCUUUGGGUCCCCUCACCUGGAGUUUUCUCCUCCCUGUAGUCAGUAAAUCAUUGGAAAUGCUUUUUGAAAAUCCAUGGUUAAGGACUGAGGUUCUGCCUUCUCCCCAGAGUGAAUUUUUCAGCUUUAAUUUAAAAUAUUUCCCCAUCCAGAGGUACCAGCACGAAGGCAAACGCUUUCUGGAUGGUUUGGAUUUUUAUUUUUGAUUUUUUUUUUUAAAUACUUGAAACUUGGGAAGCUUGUUUUGUUUGUAACAGCUGCGUUUUGGUUUAAAAACACUGAACUUGAGGCUGCUGUGUCUGUGGAUGAAUAGUCCUAAAGGUUUGGGGUUUUUUUUUAAACCAACAAACUUUUGAGCUGUUGCUUUUCUUCUUCUGGCCUGUGAGUUCUGUUCCUCCAGUGGCUCAAAGGAGGGAUGAACAUUGGCCUUCAAGGUUUGUUCAUUUGUGACAAAUGAGCAUUUCCCAAUUAGCUCAUUGCUAAUUUGACUUCAGAUUUGAAGUUUCCUUCAAAUAAACAGUUUUGGGUUUUUUUCUGUGGUUUCUUUGGUUUUUUUGGUUUGUUUUUUUUUUUUUGCCUGAGGCUGGUGCACCCCUUAUUCCUCAUGGGGGAUUUAAAUUUUCUUUUUGGACAUCAACUCGAGUCGAUUUCCAUGGAUUGAUUUUUGAAAACUCCCUCCCUUCUGCUGUGACACCCAGUCCUGAACCCUGACAAUGUUUCCCCACCCUCAUUUCUUCCAGCAGCUGGUGCCUGACCUCGCUGGCUGUACCUGUCACUUCCUCCCCCAGCCACCAAUUAUCCUCCCUUGGGGACACAGGCCAGCGUGUGAACGUGUCCCUGCUGCAGCUUCAGAAAACUCCUGGGAAUUCCCAGGGCAGGUUACUCCAGUCUUCCACCCCAAGAGCAAAACACACCCUCAGAAAAUCCUGGCUGAGCACACAGAGGGGGAAGAAACAGCUCGACCCCCCCUGGAUGGGUGAAAAUGCUGAAUUUUGGGGGGAAAACUGAAAUUGGGACUUGUUUUGAGCAAGGUUUGGGGUUUGUCCUACUGGUUCUCGUGUUGGAGGCUCUGCCAUCGCCACUGUACUGAAAAGGAGUGAAGAACUUUGCUUUUAUAGACUUAUUUUUUUAAUGUUUGUAGAACUGGGCACGGUGGUGAGUGAGAAUAAAUCUCCAGCCUCUUCCA
Molecule: messenger RNA, 1804 nt
Organism: Serinus canaria (Common canary)
Lineage: Eukaryota; Metazoa; Chordata; Aves; Passeriformes; Fringillidae
Gene: LSM4
Product: LSM4 homolog, U6 small nuclear RNA and mRNA degradation associated
Exons: 5
Coding region: 104-520 (138 amino acids)
Biological process (GO): spliceosomal snRNP assembly; nuclear-transcribed mRNA catabolic process; mRNA splicing, via spliceosome
Cellular component (GO): P-body; spliceosomal tri-snRNP complex; U6 snRNP
Molecular function (GO): U6 snRNA binding
Source: RefSeq, a predicted model, not a curated record